GUGUUUGGCGUGCAUACUCCCGAGCAUGAAUUUGUGAAUACAUGACAGUUUUGGCGACGAGGAUGGGAUCCCUAAGGAGGGGAUACCUAAGGGAGUAUUUUGGAACUGUUUACUUAAUGUGGUAAUUCAGGAAAAGUGACAGAACGAACAAAUCAGAUACGGCUUUGCGUGAUUGCGCGCCAUGUGACAUUCGUUCUUUCGGAAGGAAAAUAGUGAAGCCAGUGAAAAUAUUGGAAUAUCACACAUAAUGAAGCCAGUGAUAAUAUUGGAAUAUCACACAUUCCUAGGUUGGACAGUAACCUAUUUCACGUUAAAUGAACGGUGUUAGUGCUAAGUAACACGACCCAAGUUUAUCGAAGCGACAAACUGGGCUGACCCGAAUUCUCCGGAUUUUAAAAGCGGAAGUGACGAGUCACGUGAUACAAGAUGGCCGCGCCCAUGGUAGGAUCGGUGAGCGAGUUUACCCCCGGCAAAGAAGACUGGGAAAGCUACCAGAAACGACUGGAAAUAUGGAUGAAGCUAACAAGUUCAAGGCAGAAGAUCGUGCAAACGUAUUCUUGGCAACUAUCGGACCAAGUGCCUUUGAACUGUUAGUGUCUAUGUUUUCGCCGACCGACAUUGCCGAUGUUCAGUACAACGAUCUUACAGAAGCAUUGAAACGUUACUCAAACCAGUACGCAAUGUUAUUUGGGAACGGCAAGCUUUCACGGAACGGAAACAGAAUCAAGGUGAAUCAGUACAAUAAUAUAAUAUAAGAGAUGUACAAGAGACAAUUCGAUAAGAUACCCUUAUCUUCCACAAAAGUGACCCUUCACGAUUACUCAGAAAAGGUAAUACCAUUACUUGGAGAAGCCAAGAUAACCGUGGUAUACAAUGAGAAAGAAUUCACCCUACCAUUACUUGUUGCAAGGGGGACACAGGGCACCUUUAUUCGGAAGAAACUGGAUGUCAGUCAUGAAGUUAGACUGGGGAAAGUUAUGUGCAGUAACUGAACAGUGUAGCUCACUGAAAGAAGAACUGAAAGCCAAGUACAGUUCAGUAUUCCAAGGUAGAGGUAUUAUCAAGACCUUUAAAGAAGAUAUCAAGGUUAAAGCAGAUGCCAACCCAAAGUUCUUUAAAGCACGUCCUGUACCUUAUGCCCUAAGAGAUGCAGUGGAAACAGAGCUUGACAGACUUGAACGUGAAGGAAUCAUUAAAAAGGUUGAGAAAUCUGAUUGGGCGACGCCAGUGGUGGUAGUUCUCAAAGCAAAUAUGACGGUAAGACUAUGUGGGGACUAUAAGGUGACAGUCACUCGGUACUGGAGGAUAAUGUGUACCCCCUGCCAACAGCAGAAGAUUUAUUCGCAAAGAUUGGCGGAGUCAAAGUCUUCACGAAGUUGGACUUGUCAAAUGCAUACCUUCAGCUAGAACUUACAGAUCGGUCAAAACCACUACUAGUGAUCAACACCAAUAAAGGUCUCACUGCUCCUUCCAUAUUUCAGUCUAUAAUGGAUCAGGUAUUACAAGGCAUACCUAGAGCUGAGUCAUUGCUGGAUGAUAUAUUGAUAGGGACUGUGACAGAUGACCAGCAUGACAAGGUGCUUCAUGAAGUGCUGAAACGUCUGGAUACCUAUGGCAUUAAAGUGAACUUAAGACAAGUGCAAGUUCAAGGCACCCAGAGUGGAAUAUCUGGGACACUGCAUCGAUGGGGAUGGACUACAUCCACUUGCAGACAAGAUAAAGGCCAUUGCUGAAGCUCCACAUCCAGAACACAUCACACAGCUAAGAGCUUUCUUGGGAAUUAUCAAUUCGGCUUUCCGAAAAGUCAAGUUCAAUGAGAGUUAUCCGUCUUGAGUUGGAACUCUUCGGAUGAACUUCCGCCGAGUACUGACAACUUCCGUCGAAAAUAGCGCGCUGCUUCGAAGCUGUCAAAAUGGGGAAGCAAUACUGCUGUAUUUAUAGCAAUUUUAGGGGAAAGAGAGUCGGUGAAAGAAUAGUAUCUCUACACGUCAUUCCAGUAAGCAAGUCCCUACGACAAGCGUGGAUAAGGCGACUUCGGUUUGUGAGAAAAGACCUCACAGUGACCAAGCACACGGAAAUAUGCUCAGAACAUUUCCUGGGUGGUAACGGCCUAGGCAUAGGGCAUGAUGUUCCAUCGAUUUUUCCGAAGAAAAAUUACAGUACUUGCACAGUGUCUGAUGCUGACUUUGUUGAUACCCCUAAGCCAAAUGAAAGCCCAUUCAAGCAGGCCUGUGACCCUGAAUCUCCCAAAGUGACUAUGCAGAUACAUGGAGGGACUCCUCAGUCUGAUGAAAUUGAACAUCAUUCCACAACAUUCAGUCAAGGUGCCAGAUCCUAUGACGUUGCAUCAAUUAUGCUGCAUGACUACUGUGUGGCUGUGUUUGAAGACGAUAUCAGUUGCAUAAGAUAUGGAUCAUCGCAAACAGAAAUGGUGGAAGUUAGAAGCAUGUCUACUCAAACUGACGAUGUAAUGUUCCAGUGUUUGAAUCCUGUGAAAACAUCCUGUGCAAUGACUCAGACUGAGACUGAAAAUAAAAAAAGUCUUUCGCAAUCAAGCCACUCAAGUCAAGCUUCCUGAUUUAACAUUUUUUUAUGUGAAGAAUGAUUCAGAAUUGGUAACCUAUUAUACAGGUCUUGUGGAUGCAGAAAAGUUUUCAUGUUUAUUUGAGUUUUCUGAGGUUCAUGACAGGGACUAUCCAACAUCCAAUAUCGGGCGCCCUAAAUCUUUGUCUUUGAUAGACGAGUUCUUUCUAGUGUUGAUGCGUCUUAGACUUGGACUCCUAGUUGUUGAUUUAUCAAAGCGAUUUAAUAUUUCCAGAAGCUGCUGUGCUGAUGUCAUUAAUAGAUGGAUUGAUAUUUUGUACAACAAUUUAUCCUUCCUAGUUGUCUGGCCAUUAAUGGAUACUAUUAAUACAACUAUGCCUCAAGGUUUUAAAGACCUGUAUCCAAAUACAAGGGUUGUUAUAGAUUGUACAGAAUUAUUUACAGAAAAACCUUACUCUAUUGGUAAACAGUCACAAAUGUACAGUCAUUAUAAAAGUCACAUAACAUUUAAA
Haliotis rufescens (red abalone) is the source of this 3056-nucleotide messenger RNA. RefSeq lists its product as uncharacterized. The transcript is spliced from 3 exons. The record is from RefSeq and is a predicted model, not a curated record. NCBI's taxonomy places the organism in Eukaryota, Metazoa, Mollusca, Gastropoda, Lepetellida, Haliotidae. Bases 1913 to 2578 code for a protein of 221 amino acids.